Molecule: messenger RNA, 1518 nt
Organism: Rhizophagus irregularis DAOM 181602=DAOM 197198
Lineage: Eukaryota; Fungi; Glomeromycota; Glomeromycetes; Glomerales; Glomeraceae
Source: RefSeq, a predicted model, not a curated record
GAAAAAAAAAAAUUCUUUAAUGGCUGGUAUUAUUAGAAAAAAUUUAGUUUAUGCAGCGCUCGAUAAAGCGGAUUCUUUGACGGAUUUUGAAAAAUACAAAAACAUAGAUAGCCGUUAUGAAUUUAAAAAGGAAACGGUUCUUAACGAUGAAACUCUUAAUGAAAAUGAAAAAAUCGAAGCUAUAAAAAUAUUGACUAAGGAUUACGAUUAUUUUAAAGUACUUUACAAUACGGGAACAAAAAGAUUGUGUAAAGAAUGUCAAAAAGAAUGUUUAGCCACAUUAUAUUGUGAACAUUGUAUUCGAAUCUUUUUGAAAAAUAAUUUUUCGAAUUGGACAUCUAAUAAUAAUGAUAUUGAUAGUUUAUUACAAAGAUGUCAAGAAGAAUCAUUUCGUCCAAACAAAAUACUUGAAUGGAUACCAUACGAAAAACUACAAAAUAUUGAAUAUUUGACUAGAGGCGGUUGUUCUGAAAUUUAUACAGCAGAUUGGAUUGACGGACAAUACAUCGAGUGGGAUCAAGUCAAUAAGCAAUUAAAAAGAACCGGAUCUCAUAAAGCAAAAGUUCAUUUAACUAUUGGGAACAAAAGUACUGAGAUCGUUAAAUGUUAUGGGUUAACCCAAGAGCCAAAAAAUGGAGUUUAUAUGCUUGUGAUGCAAUUAAUGGAUACGAAUUUAAAAAAAUAUUUAAAUAAUCAUCAUCCGCUUACGUGGAAAGAAAAAAUAAAAAUAUCUUAUGAUAUUGUAGAUGCGCUUCAUAGUAUUCAUAGUAAUAAUGCGAUUCAUAGAGAUCUGCAUUCCGGAAACAUUCUAUAUCUGAAAUCCAAAAAUUAUUGGUAUAUAAGUGAUUUCGGAUUUUGUGGACCUGCUGAUAAAUCACUAAACAGUGUAUAUGGAAAUCUUCCUUACAUAGCACCUGAAGUUUUAAUUAGAAAAGAAAGUACUUUUAAAUCUGAUAUAUACAGUUUUGGUAUGCUCAUGUGGGAAAUUGCAUCGGAACAAACACCUUUUAAUAAUUGUAAACAUGAUUUUUAUCUUGCAAUGGGUAUAGUUAAUGGUUUGAGACCACGAAACAUAUCAGGGAUUCCAUCAGAAUAUAAAGAAUUAAUGAAAAAAUGUUUAGAUGCUGAUCCCUUACAAAGACCCGAUAUUGAUACUCUUUUUAAUGAGAUUGAAAAAAUGUGGAAAAACUCUUACACUGAGCCUGAAUUUUUAUUAGCUCCUAUUUUAUUGUUUCCCCGAAAUUUUCAACCUAGUUCAAGUUCUAAGUUACAUUCAUUAUCAACCAGUAGUAAACUUCAUCGAUUUAAAAACUUACCAGAACCAGUAAAUGCGAUUGGAGAACUAGAACCAUUUCAUAGCAGACCAUAUGACUUCAAUAUACCUCAUACUCGUAAUUUGGAAAUCACUUCCGAAGAUGAAGCAGAACAAAAAUCGAAAUUCUUUGAAAUAAUAUAUUAUUUUAUAGAACGCAUUAAAAGAAUAUUUGAGGUGUUUUUUUUUUACUAAAGAUAUUAUUG